AUGCCCCUACAGAUGGGCAGCGACGAUGGUGAGGAGCAGGAUGAGAAGCACAGCGAGGCCUUAAUCCUUGCGGAUAUAGAAACUUUGGCUUGUCGGAUCUCGGUUGGUGCUAUAUUGAGGCCUCAGUGCGACGACCUCUUAAAAGGCUUCGAAAAGAGGAUGAUCGGGUACGAAUCCUCUUUGCGGGAACUGGCUGCCACCUCUUCCACUUUACUCGCCCGCAUCGCCGCGCUCCGAUCGCACGCGUGGGGAGUCCCCCAGAUGCCUUCAGCGGGCGUCAAGGGAGGGGAAGGCAGUGGUAAGCUCAAAGCAUAA
This is a messenger RNA of Nannochloropsis gaditana CCMP526, 315 nucleotides long. RefSeq lists its product as uncharacterized. The record is from RefSeq and is a predicted model, not a curated record. The transcript is spliced from 3 exons. The coding region runs from base 1 to 315 and encodes 104 amino acids.